AUUUGCUUUGAAUAAGAAGACAGAUAUAUUUGUUUUACAUUUUUACGCCGAAAGAAAACAUGAAAAAUUGAAGGGAAAAAUAUGUAUUUUCCUAAUAUAUUUGUCUUACAUUCUUACGCCAAAAGAAAACAUGAAAAAUUGAAAGGAAAAAUAUGUAUUUUACUAAUAUAUCCUUUUUUUAUAGUUUACUAAUAUUUUUCAAUGGUUUAGUGGACGAGUAUGAUGCAGAAUGGGAAUGGUAUUUUAAUGUGACUAUUAUUAUAUUUUAUUUGUUUCGAUUUAUUAUUUCAGGAUUUUAUAAUUUAAGAUUCCAUUUACGGUUUUAGAAAAUUUAUUGGAUUACGUUUUGGUUUUCUAAUCCGGAUUUUAUAAUUUGGGUUUAUUUCCAAUUAGAAUUAUUAUUAAAUUAUAAAUAGGCACCUUGUAGGCCAAGAUAGAUUAUAGAUUUCACUUUUCUUGUGUGGUUUGCGAUCUCUAGUUCUCUCUUUGUUGGUCUCUAAUUGCUUUGCAAAGAUGAAGGUGCUGGCCGCAUAUAUGCUUGCGGUGUUGGGAGGGAACACCAACCCAACAGCCGAUGAUUUGAAGAAGAUUCUGUCAUCGGUCGGAGCUGAGGUUGAUGAAAACAAGAUCGUGUUUCUUUUGUCUCAAGUCGAUGGAAAGGAUUUUACUGAGCUGAUUGCCUCUGGAAGAGAAAAGUUGGUGUCAAUGUCGUCGUCGUUUGGUGGUGCUGCAGUUGCUGUGGCUGCAACGGUAGGGGGCGAGAAUGGCGCUGCUGCAGCCAAUGAGCAGGAGAGAGAGGAGAAGGUCGGAGAAAGAGAGGAGUCCGACGACGAUGAUUUUAAUUUCACCCUCUUCGACUAAAAGAUUUUGGACGUUAAUUAUUAUUCUUAUUAUUAUUAUAUUGAUAUAUAUAUAUAUAUAUAUAUAUAGUUUGUGUCUAGGUUGAUUUGGUUUUAGAUGUGAAACUGUGAGAUGUUUGAUGUUUUAAUUAUAAUUCAUCUAUGUUUUUCAGUACCUAAUGGUUAAUUUCAGUAGCUUUCAGUUUUUAUUAAUGUAUGGUUGAGUUAAUAGUUUAUAUAUUGUGGGAAUAACUAAAGCAGAUUGUUAGAA
Messenger RNA from Ziziphus jujuba (common jujube), 1110 nucleotides. RefSeq names its product large ribosomal subunit protein P2B. Gene Ontology annotation, biological process: cytoplasmic translational elongation. The transcript has a single exon. Gene Ontology annotation, molecular function: structural constituent of ribosome. Gene Ontology annotation, cellular component: cytosolic large ribosomal subunit; ribosome. Bases 514 to 861 code for a protein of 115 amino acids. The record is from RefSeq and is a predicted model, not a curated record. NCBI's taxonomy places the organism in Eukaryota, Viridiplantae, Streptophyta, Magnoliopsida, Rosales, Rhamnaceae.